AUGUUCGUCAUAGUCGGGAGAGAUCCUGAUCGAAGUUAUUCAAUAUUAUUAUGUUUAGGCGAAAUAUUUGGUUUGUUAAGUAUUAUAUUAGCUGGUUUAUUAUUUGAUAGACGAGUCUCUUCUGAUGUUUAUAAUUGGAAAACAAAUCCAUUUAGUUAUCAUCCAUUAAUGAUGACAAUUGGUUUAUUAUUUUGUUAUGGAAAUGCUAUUCUUUUAUAUCGAACAUUUAAACAAAUACCAAAAUUAAUGGUAAAGAUAUUCCAUGCUUGUUUUUUGAUAAUAUCAUUAACUUUGGGUACAUUUGGAUUGGCUGCUAUUAUUCGAAGUAAAAUUAUUACUAACCGACCACAUUUUAUGACUUUUCAUUCAUGGAUUGGAAUAGCAACAAUAGGUUUAUUUGUCUUUCAAUGGAUUUGUGGUUUUAUUAGCUAUUUAUUUCCCAAAUUAAGUUUAGAUAUUCGAAAAGGAUAUAUGCCUACUCAUCGUCUUUGGGGAAAAAUUAUAUUUUUAUCUUCUGUUGCAUCUAUUUUAACAGGAUUAUCUGAACAUGGAAUGACUUCAUCAUUUUUUACGAUGAAUGAUAUCCAACAAUCGAGACGUUUGAUUAUAAUUUUUUUUGGUAUAUUUACAAGUUUAUUUAGUUUGAUUGUUAUUUAUUUACUUUCAAAUUCUGAUUAUCAACGACCAUCAGAUCAAACUGAUGAAAAAUCAGUACCAAAUCCUUGA
This is a messenger RNA of Rotaria sordida, 726 nucleotides long. The record is from the annotation of a GenBank genome assembly. NCBI's taxonomy places the organism in Eukaryota, Metazoa, Rotifera, Eurotatoria, Philodinida, Philodinidae.